Macrobrachium nipponense is the source of this 3878-nucleotide messenger RNA. Its product is annotated as SH3 domain-binding glutamic acid-rich protein homolog. Gene Ontology annotation, cellular component: cytoplasm. NCBI's taxonomy places the organism in Eukaryota, Metazoa, Arthropoda, Malacostraca, Decapoda, Palaemonidae. The transcript is spliced from 7 exons. The record is from RefSeq and is a predicted model, not a curated record. The coding region runs from base 360 to 1115 and encodes 251 amino acids.
CGCUCUACAAAGACGAAACUUCUUAGGCUGUGAAUGCAAUGACAGGGAAUGCAAAAAACACAGGAGCAGACUUUGAAAAAAUCCACAUAAGGUCCAAACUCUCUCUCUCUCUCUCUGCCUCUCUUUCUGUGUGUGUGAGUGCUCGGAUGCUGCCAGAGUUUAUUUCUGGUGGCAGGUUCCUGUGGUAACUCUAGAAGGCUCAGUCAGGAUAGGAGCAAGAGCGCCCUUACGCCAGUCUGCCAGUGGCCACCGUACAGUGAAGUGGUGUGGUGUGGAGGACUCGUAGUGCCGCUCUCUGUGAUUUUUGUUUCAGUCCCCCUCCUUUUUUUUUUAAGCGAUUUCCUCGUGAAAGCACAAACAUGGUCAUCAAAGUAUAUGUCUCCACGAUCUCCUUUAGUCAAGAGGUAAAAAAAAACCAACAGCGAGCCCUCAUGAUCCUGGAGAGUAAAAACAUUCCUUUCGUGACCAUCGACAUAACUGACCCAGGCCAAGAGGACUCCAAAGACUACAUGAACGAAAAUGCGAGGCCAAAAGGUAACAACAAAGUCCCUAUGACGCCACAGAUCUUCAAUGAUGCCGAUUACUGUGGGGAUUUCGAUGACUUGGAUAUGGCAAAUGAAUGCGAUACCCUGGGAGAUUUCCUCAAAUUGACAGAUGAACAGAAAAAGGACAUAAAAAUUGGUAUCACCAGUCUUGUACCCGACGAUGAGAAAGCCAAGCACCAAGACAGCCAACCUUUGACUAACGGUGUUUCAACUAGUCGAGAGGCUUCACAGGAGAAGCGCCCACCAUCUGAUGAACCUAAGGAAACAGAAGAAAAUACUUUGGAAGAAGUUAAUGAAGUUCCACCAGUGUCUGUUAUUACCCCUGCUGAAACUGCAAUUGAAGACGAAGAGCUGACAAGAGAUUUACCAGAUCAGCUAGAAUCUAAAGAUGUAGAUGGGGAAGUUGAGAAAGAACACGAGGAAGUAAAUGAGGAUGAGGUAACGAAAGAACAAGUGGAAGCGGCUGCGGAAGAAGAGAAAGGGGUUGAAGAGGAGGGGGAGGUGGAGGAGGAGGAGGAGGAGGAGGGAGAAGAAGAGGAAGACAAAGGGGUUCAAGAACCUUCAGCAUAGAGACUACAGUAGAAUAGAAAAGCUCCACUGAACUUCGUCUGGAAAAGCUGGAAUCACGCCUAACCUUUGGAGAAGUUUCUUCAGACAACAGAUUUAUUUGUAAACAAAAGAAAAAAUGCUAGGAUUUUAGUCCGAAACUUUGUCUGGUUUCAGUAUUAGAAUAUUUGGUGUAAAUAACUAUGAGAAAGUUUAACGAUAUGAUUAAGAUUACAUAAAAAAUGUAAUGCGUUCUUGUCAAUAACAGUAUAUGAUGAAAUAUCAGUGCAACUUUUGAAGGGAGCCAUUGAUUUUUACAUAACUUGUAACUUACUUAAGGAAAUCAUGUGCAUAGGAUUUUGUGAAGCAGACUUUCAAAAUCAAUUUGAUAUCAUCUCUUUACUUUAAUUUUUUUUCUUGAACAAAAUAUCAGGGUAUCAUUUGGAUUCAUCACAUUACCAAUGAUGUAUGUGUGUACAAAGAGAUACACUAAUUCUGUGUCAUUCUGGCAUAAGGAUUUAAAUAGCCAUGUUAAUGCAUUUACAAAGGAGAAUUUGAUACUAUGUUUUGAUUUUUUCUUCCAAAAGAAGUUCAUUCUAUGUUGACUACCUUCUGUGUUUAAAAUGAGAAAGCUUCCGCACUCCUCCAUUUUCUUUUGUAGUCAGAAAAACUGAAAAGGUCUGAGGUUAUAAUUUCAUUUUGCAACUAAAUUGGUGACCAUUAUACAAAAAUUGGCUGCUGAGGUAAAUACAGACAGACUUAAAUUAUGGUGGAUUCUGGUGAGAGAUAUAAAAAAAUUAGGUAAAUUUUGCAUUGCACUGAGCAUGUGUCAAAUGAAAGAUGAAUACAUGCCCACAUUUCUGCUUAUUAUAACAGUGUCAAAUGUGUCCCUACUCUUACUUGAGAGUAAAUAUUGUAUACUGAAUGAGAGUAAAUUUUUUGUAAUAAACAAAUGGCAGUAAGAUAAUUUCAACUGUCUGGUUAAUGUUCAUAAAAUCUCUGUCAAAUACACAUGGGAUAAUAUAAAGGACAGGACCUGUAUGAGGCAAACCAAAAUAAAUUCAAGAGGUAACUUUCUCAUUUAUGGAAGCUGGAUGUCAAUGUCACUCAAGAUAUUUUUGUGACAUUCCUAACAUGAACAUUAUAAAGUGAAAGGGUAUGACACAUUAGCUACACGCUCACAAUAUGAAACCUUUCACAUUUCUGCUGUCAGUUUUAUAGUUUAAAGAAACACUUUACCAUGAUUUCAAGAGAUAAAGGUUAUGGUAACAGACAUUGUGAUGCCCUUUAUUCUUCAUUCACAGCAAAACAGAUGAAAGUGAUCAAGUCUAUACCGGACCUGACCUUUCUGAAAUUGGAAUGUUUGUGUUUUACAACAUAGUCAAUCCUUGUUGUUGAAUUAAUUUCAUCAUUAGCGCAUUCUGUAAACAGCUUAUACACUAAAACUAGAUUUAACAUUUAAAGAUAGCACAGAAACUUCUUCAAAGGUAGAAAGUACUGGUGGUCAUCCGUUGAUUCACGAAAAUAAUCUGUUGAUUUAUGACAAUUCAAACUAUAUGAACUUUUAACACCUCUGAGUGUUAUGGGUACUAUGACAACCACAUCCUGAGAGUUGUAACAGGUUGUGAAUCAGGAUCUAUUAUUCCUAAUCCUCGUAAGAAACAGUGUGAAGGAAAAGCAGGAUAAAGUCAGACCAGUAGUCUUACUAGUGAGAACAGUACGUAAUAGUAUGGUAACAAACCCUAUACUGCAGUGAAAUUUGGUGAUAUUGCAUACAAAGCUCAUAUCAUAUAAAUUCCAGUUCCCAUGACCACAAUAAAAAGAUUUUUGGCCAUUUAAAGCCAAAAAUAAUUUUAAUUCAUAUUCUGUAUACACUAAGCUUAGAUUUGCAACAUCCUCUGUCAAUAACAAUUCUUAAAGCUGUCAAUUUGCUUAGCACUCAAUUCUAAUUACUACACAGAAGAGGCUUUCUUUCAAGUUAGAGUAAAGUAAAAGACUUAUAAAAAGUAUGAUGCAUUUCAUAGGAUGAAAUCACAAUUCAUUGACCUGCAAUGCACUCAUGUUCAUAAAAAUCAUAACCAACAAAUAUUUAGUUGAUAUAUCACGUACUGCAGUAGGGACAUUUGGUGAGUAGGAAAGACAUGUACUGACAAAACUUCCACAAGAAAAGAUAUUUAUAAUCAAUCUCAUCUAACCAACAUUUUUAAUUUGGAAGGAAAAGAUAAAAAGUUUCCAGUAGUGUAUUCAUUUAAAAAUUCCAUGAAGUGAGGACUUUUCUCUUUGAUAGUGACAUGAUUCCAUUCUAAGUCUUUAAUUGCUUACUCGCUGAGUGACUUUCCUUUCCCAAGAUCUUAGAAAAAAUUUUUAGUUUUCAAUUAAACUAGUUUCCAAGACUUCUUAACUCUGUUAUAAGCUGGAGAAAACUUCUCACACUGUUCUGCAGAUGAGGCUGUUGGGUAAAACUUGCUUUGCCCAUGACAGUGAAGGUAGUUAUAUCCUUCAACAAAACUUUACUCCCAGGUGCUUAUAGUACGAAGAUGGCAACUAUCUCAGUAUUGUACUACAAUAGGUAUAGUUAUUCAUGAACAUAUCAUUACCUUAAAUCUGAAGAGUGUAAAGGGAGUAAAGCUGACAUUUUGCUGUGAAAGUGGUUGUAAGUGUUGUAUAAUCUAUGAAUGCUUUCAUUUACUGGGACUUUGCAAUUUUAGCAAAUCCCAGAAAUAUUGGUUGUAUGUAUGGAACUGAAUGUACCUGUGUUUCUUUUUGAAUAAAAUAAAAAAAAUAGUU